GUCGAAUAAAUGCGAGGAGGAGAAUAAGAUCAAAGGUGGUCCAAAAGCAUGGGAGGAUGAUAUAUUUAUUUAGGAGGCUUUUUUGUUAGCAACAGCAACUGCAUUCGAGGGAGAGAGAGAGAGAGGGGAGAGAUGGAAGGGGCGGGGUUGGCGAUGAAGCCGGUGAUCAAAGUCGCGGCUCUCUGUGGCUCCCUCCGCAGGGCUUCCUUCAACGGCGGUCUCAUCCGCUCCGCCAUCCAGCUGUGCGACGAGUCCAUCGAGGGGAUGAAGAUCGAGUACGUCGACAUCGCUCCCCUCCCCUUCCUAAACACCGACCUCGAGGUCGACGGCAAGUUCCCCGUGCCCGUGGAGGCCUUCCGGCGGAGGAUCCGCGGAGCUGACGCCUUCCUUUUUGCUUCCCCCGAGUAUAACUACUCCUUCACCGGUCCUUUGAAGAAUGCUAUUGACUGGGCAUCAAGAGCUCCAAAUGCAUGGGCGGACAAGCCUGCUGCUAUUGUAAGUGCUGGUGGAAAUUUUGGAGGAGGAAGAUCUCAGUACCAUCUACGUCAGGUUGGAGUUUUUCUGGAUCUUCAUUUCAUCAACAAACCAGAACUGUUUGUCCAUGCAUUCCAGCCUCCAUCAAAAUUUGACAGUGAUGGAAAUCUAAUUGAUCCUGAGAUUAGAGAACGGCUGAAGCAAGUGCUUCUGUCGCUCCAGGCCUUCACCCUUCGUCUUCAGAACAAAUGUUGAAUUUCCAGAUCACAGUCAUUGGUGAAUUGGAAGUGUUUUGUGUUUUUUGAUUGACAAUAUUUUGCGGUAAAACCUAUGAGUGUUCUUCUCGUGUUAUUCAGCAAGCUGUGCUUGGUGAUUUUUUUAUAGUAAUAAAAGAAACCUAUGAUUCCCUUA
Molecule: messenger RNA, 885 nt
Organism: Musa acuminata AAA Group (dessert banana)
Lineage: Eukaryota; Viridiplantae; Streptophyta; Magnoliopsida; Zingiberales; Musaceae
Product: NAD(P)H:quinone oxidoreductase-like
Exons: 3
Coding region: 133-729 (198 amino acids)
Cellular component (GO): cytosol
Molecular function (GO): FMN binding; oxidoreductase activity
Source: RefSeq, a predicted model, not a curated record